Messenger RNA from Exophiala aquamarina CBS 119918, 717 nucleotides. RefSeq lists its product as uncharacterized. The transcript has a single exon. The record is from RefSeq and is a predicted model, not a curated record. Bases 1 to 717 code for a protein of 238 amino acids. Lineage: Eukaryota; Fungi; Ascomycota; Eurotiomycetes; Chaetothyriales; Herpotrichiellaceae.
AUGGCCUCGACGCAGUCUUGGGCCGCAUGGCUUCUGGACUCCUACGCAUCCUCCGUCUCGCCCGUGAACAGCCAUCCCGAUGAGGAUACCUUCUCCGAACCUACCACCUACACCAACUCCCCAUCCCACAGCCCCAUGUCUUCGGUCUCAAACUCAUCCGCCUAUGGGCCGUAUGUACGAACCGGCCGAGGUGGAGCUGGAAAUUUCACCUGGCAGGCAUCCGACCUCGCAAAGUCGCAGUCGGUGAGCGAUCUAGAAGCUCAGAAGACUCCUGUGCCCCAGGUGUCCUCUCUAAGCGAGAGACGAAAAGCUGCCGCCAAACUCGAGCAUAUCGAUACACAGGAAGCUCUCAAGAUGCGGCAGAGCUCUGCACAGUAUCUGUACGCGGGACGUGGCGGAGCCGGCAACUACCUCUCGAGUAACGACAUCGCCCAGGCGAAACGCAGCCCCAGUUUACCAGUCACGCUGGGCACAGUACGGCCACCCAGUCCGUCGAAUGCAUACUCUGCUCACCCAGGAAGAGGAGGGGCUGGUAAUUAUGCCGCCGCCGCAGAGGCGAAUGGGCGAAAAGAGUCCGAAAAAGAGCAGGAAGAACGAAUCAAGGCCGAGCAAAGACGAGAGCAGAUCAUUGUCGAGGUUGACGGCAUGCUCCAACCACCUCCGGGAGCUUGGCUCGGUGGCAGACGGAAGAGUGAAGCAAUGCACGAUGAUGAUUGA